GCCGCGGGACGCCGGAGCUGGGCCCUCCGCGGGGGGCUGCUGUUCACCGCCUCGCUCCCCGCCUGCUUUCUCCGCGCUCAGGCCUGGGGAGGGGUGUUACCCCCCUGCCGGGGCUCCUCGCUGCUGGUCCCUGCUCUUGCUACCGCUGCGGGGGGCCGCUGGUCACCCCUGCGGGGCGUGCGGCGUUUGAGGUGGAGGGUCCGGUCCGUCCUUCCCCCGGCAGUGUCCCCGAAGACCGUGCCCUGUCUCUCCCCCAUCUCCCCGAGGGCUGUGUUUUCUCGUUCCGAAGGACGGGGCAGGUUUGAGCCCUCCCCGCGGGUCGCGCACACGCUGCACUGCAGGAUCGCAUGACUUGUAAAAUUACUUAUUUGGGGGCCUGCAGUGGUGUUUGACUGGAUAUUGCUGCCUGGUUCUGAAUGAUGUCAGAACAGGAUUUGGCAGAUGUUGUUCAGAUUGCUGUUGAAGACUUGACUCCAGAUAACCCAGUUGUGUUGGAGAAUCAUGAAGUGACAGAUGAUGAUGUAGAGCCUGCUCUGAAACGUCAGCGUAUAGAAAUUAACUGCCAGGAUCCCUCUAUUAAGUCAUUCCUGUAUUCCAUUAAUCAGACAAUAUGCCUGCGGUUGGAUAGCAUUGAGGCAAAGUUACUGGCACUAGAGGCUACCUGUAAAUCAUUGGAAGAGAAGUUGGAUCUUGUCAUGAACAAACAGCAUAGCCCCAUCCAAGUCCCCAUGGUGGCAGGUUCUCCUCUUGGCGCUACGCAGACGUGCAAUAAAGUACGAUGUGUUGUCCCUCAGACCACAGUAAUACUGAACAACGACCGGCAGAAUUCAAUUGUAGCCAAGAUGGUUGGGCAGGAAGAGCCAUUGAGCAGAACGGCGGAUUCUCUGGAAAAUAUCCUUAGCAAUGCUGUUCCUGGACGUAGGCAGAACACCAUAGUGGUGAAAGUUCCAGGGCAUGACGACAGUCACAAUGAAGACGGAGAGAGUGGCUCUGAGGCCAGUGACUCAGUUUCCAACAGCGGACAAUUAGGAAGCCAAAGUAUUGGGAACAAUGUCACGCUUAUCACGCUGAACUCUGAAGAGGAUUACCCCAAUGGGACAUGGCUCGGAGAUGAAAAUAAUCCCGAGAUGCGGGUCCGUUGCCCCAUCACCCCUGCUGACAUGCUGCACAUCAGCACGAACUGCCGCACAGCCGAGAAGAUGGCACUGACAUUGCUUGAUUAUCUCUUCCAUCGGGAAAUUCAGGCCAUCUCCAACCUUUCGGGCCAGGGCAAGCAUGGGAAGAAGCAACUUGAUCCUCUCAUGAUUUACGGAAUUCGCUGUCACCUAUUUUACAAAUUCGGAAUCACAGAAUCUGACUGGUAUCGAAUCAAGCAAAGCAUAGACUCCAAAUGCCGAACAGCUUGGAGGCGGAAACAGCGAGGGCAGAGUCUUGCCGUUAAAAGCUUUUCAAGGCGAACACCAUCAUCAUCGUCUUACAGUGGUUCAGAGGGUUCGCAGAGUUCAGUUUCAGCUUCUAAUGAGAUCCAGCAGAACCAGCCACAGGCUCUACACUACGCGCUAGCCAAUGCUCAGCAGGUUCAGAUCCACCAAAUAGGAGAAGAUGGACAAGUCCAAGUAGGCCACCUCCACAUAGCCCAGGUUCCUCAAGGCGAGCAAGUCCAAAUCACGCAGGACAGUGAGGGAAACCUGCAGAUACAUCAAGUUCAUGUGGGUCAAGAUGGACAGGUGUUGCAGGGUGCUCAGCUGAUAGCUGUUGCUUCUGCUGAGCCUGCGUCAGGGAGUGUUGACGGAUCCCCGCUCCAGGGGAGCGAUAUCCAAGUGCAGUAUGUGCAGCUGACACCGGUGACAGACCACUCCGCGGCUAAUCAAGGCACUGAUACCCUUCAAUCAGCAAUCCAACCAGAAAUGCAGAUAGAACACGGAGCGAUCCAAAUUCAAUAAGAGAAUUGUGAAAAGCUGCGUCAACCACGAUGCCGGCGAAGCGCAGUCAGAAGCCAAGCGCCGCGGUCUUCGUGCAACAACAGGAGAAGGGAAAUGCCUGUUAGACUAAUGGUCACACCUCAAACAUCUCCUGCAAAUAGAGUUCUGAUGAUCUGGUUGUCCUCGCCUGGAAUAAAUCAGACCCAUUUUAUUAAAGCGGAGCUACAUCGCUACAUCAGUUGAGGAUCUGGCCUUCAGAAAACAAAAAUAAAAAUGGCCUGCCCUUAGGUACACUUAAAGAGAAAAAAUUCUUUCACAAAGAGGGAAGGAAAUCUAAUGAAUCAAACCCGUGAGACUAAAUUAAUGUUUCAUCCUGUUCAUUUCUUCUGUGAAAUAUGCCAUUUGAAUGUCUGCAGAUAUCUUAGGAAGUGUAUUGCUGCUUUGCAAUACUUGCUUUACCACAUAUAGAAGAUCAAGAGCUCAAAUAUUUUUCACUGUUUAAACAGCUUUUUUUUAUUUGCUAUGGUGUUUAUAACAAAAAUGGAAAAUAUUUAAAAAAAGAAAAAUCCCAUAACUGCAAGUAUUAGCCUUUUGCUGGUGUUUUCUGUUCAGUGUAAUGAAAACUGUAUUUGCAGAAGACUAACAAUUUUGUUUGUACUGUUGCUUAACUACUUUUCUAGGGGAAAAUGCUUUUAAAUGCUGUAAUUAUGCAUUUCUAAUGAAAAAUAAAUGUGUAUUUAUGAAUAGUGCAGCUCUAAGUUGCUCUCUGCCUUAGGAAUGAGUACGGUUUGACUGGACUGUGCUGUAAGAGCGUAGUUCGGGAGUAUUUGAAGUCAGAUGCUGUCUGGCCAGCUCUGCUGUCAAACUGAGAAGGAAGACUAAGUCUGUAAGGAAGAUUUCAAUCUUAGAUCAUGUUAUUAUCUGAACUUCCAGGGCAAGAAAAAUACCAUAGUGAAAUUUUUGAGUCUGCAAAUCCUGUUUUAUACAAAGAAUUUAUGAAUUCAUUUUUUUAAAAAUGUGAACGAUUCUUCUGAGCGCUCUCCUUUUUAGUUCCUCCUGCCUCCUUUGUCCAGCCGUUUGUGGGAUUCAGCCAUAAAAAGCUGGGCUGCAAAAGUCCGAUACCUGUCUUGUUACCCAACUUGCAACGGAAGGUGAAAUCCUCUCUCCACUGAAACUUAGGGGAAGUUUGAUACCGAUUGCAAGAAAGCUACAUUUUCCUAUUUGCUAAGCUUGAGUGGAAGAGAUACAUGUUUGCUAUAACCUGAUUAUCUUAAUGGUGCGCGUUUUAGAAAAAUAUAGAGUUUACUGGGGGAGAUGUUGCUUUGUAUUUGUUUUUCAGCUGAGUUGCUCUAUGGUUAUUGUCAAUAUAUGGCUCAUAAUGCGUUUAAUGUAUUAAUGAAUGGGACAUAGCCACAAAUUCUACAGGAUUGAAUUCUGGAUAACUUUUUUUUUUUUUUUUUAAUGAAAGGAAGGGUUAAGCAGGCCCAAUUUCUGGGAAUGUUGUCCCUGGUAAGUAUUACGCUUUAUGUGAAUUCCUACUUCUCUUUAGGAUAUUUCUUGACGCACAAGUACAAUUCAAACUGAACCACAGCUUAUUGAAUACAAUGUUUGCAACAGGCCAAGAAUUUGGCUACUCUUCAGUUUCUUUUUUAAUACCGUUUCUCAGACUGGAUGAUGUUUGAAGAGCUUGGCAUCUAAAUAGAAGCCUAAAAAUAAAGCAAGGCCUGUACAUUUUA
Grus americana (Whooping crane) is the source of this 3658-nucleotide messenger RNA. RefSeq names its product BTG3 associated nuclear protein (gene BANP). Bases 417 to 1943 code for a protein of 508 amino acids. The record is from RefSeq and is a predicted model, not a curated record. The transcript has 13 exons. Gene Ontology annotation, biological process: protein localization to nucleus; negative regulation of protein catabolic process. Gene Ontology annotation, molecular function: DNA binding. Lineage: Eukaryota; Metazoa; Chordata; Aves; Gruiformes; Gruidae.